This is a messenger RNA of Triticum turgidum subsp. durum (durum wheat), 546 nucleotides long. The record is from the annotation of a GenBank genome assembly. NCBI's taxonomy places the organism in Eukaryota, Viridiplantae, Streptophyta, Magnoliopsida, Poales, Poaceae.
AUGGGGAAGGAUCUGUGGUUCCACGUGCAGGCGGCGGCGGCGGUGCCGGAGCUGUCGCUGGCGUUGGCGCCGGCGGGCAGCAGCCAAGACCGGGAGCGGGACGAAAAACCGGUUCCGAUGGCGUGCGUGGACGGCAAGCCGGUGCGGCUGUUCCAGUGCCUCUUCUGCGACAAGACGUUCCUCAAGUCGCAGGCGCUCGGCGGCCACCAGAACGCGCACCGCAAGGGCCGCCUCGACGGCCUCCUCUCCGACCCCUACAGCAACGACAGCCCAUUCGGAGGCACCGCCAUCGCGGCGGCGUCCACCGGGUCGUCGCGCUAUUUUGGCACGUCCAUCGUCUCACACGACGGCGCUGGCGUGGCGGCGGCGCCAACCGUCGAUGCCCGCUGGCCAGAGAGGAGGGGGUUGGGCGGCAGGGCUCCGCGGUUCGCGGAGCAGGCGCUGCCCCUGGACCCGUAUGCUGGAGGCGACGGCGUGGUGGGCCGGCCAAGGGCCUCCAUCGCAAGCGGCGCCGGCGAGGCGUUGGACCUCGAGCUGCGCCUUUAG